This is a messenger RNA of Bombina bombina (fire-bellied toad), 1065 nucleotides long. Its product is annotated as gap junction delta-2 protein-like. The transcript has a single exon. NCBI's taxonomy places the organism in Eukaryota, Metazoa, Chordata, Amphibia, Anura, Bombinatoridae. Bases 1 to 1065 code for a protein of 354 amino acids. Gene Ontology annotation, cellular component: connexin complex. The record is from RefSeq and is a predicted model, not a curated record. Gene Ontology annotation, biological process: cell communication.
AUGGGUGACUGGUCGAUCUUGGGACGUCUCUUAACAGAGGUCCAGAAUCAUUCAACUGUCAUUGGAAAGAUUUGGCUGACAAUGCUUCUUAUUUUCCGGAUUCUUCUGGUAACAUUAGUUGGAGAUGCCAUGUAUGGAGAUGAACAGUCUAAAUUUACCUGCAAUACUCUUCAGCCAGGUUGCAACAACGUUUGUUAUGAUAGCUUUGCUCCUGUCUCGCAUCUUAGAUUUUGGAUAUUUCAGAUUGUGCUUGUUUCUACACCAUCCAUUUUUUAUAUCAUCUACGUCCUGCAUAAAAUUGCCAAAGAUGAGCGGACGGAACUGGAAAGGGCCUACGUAAUGGAGCUGCUCCAGAGUCUAUCCAUUGGUGAACAUCUGCAAAAGAGCAAUGUAAACCCAGAUGCUGAAGAACAAGGAAAUGUCAAGGAAGCUUCAAGUAAAGGACAUAGGUUUAAACCAAAGCUUAAUAAUGAUUCAGGAACAGGUACUUUACCACUCUUUGAUAAGAUGCACAGCAUUUACAUUGCCCAUGUAGUGCUCAGAUCUCUUAUGGAGAUAGGGUUUUUGGUGGGACAGUACUAUCUUUUUGGGUUUGAGGUUCCUCAUCUUUUUCAAUGUCAAACCUAUCCAUGCCCAACCACAACUGAUUGCUUUGUAUCUAGGGCUACAGAAAAGACAGUUUUCCUCAACUUUAUGUUUGGAGUCGGCCUUGGGUGUUUUGUCCUAAAUAUCGUUGAGUUGCAUUACUUAGGCUGGUUUUACGUGUUCCGUAUACUGACAGCUGCUUGUUACACCUGCUGUGAAUUUAAAAGCAAAAAGAAGACAAUGGUGCUGUAUCCAGAACAAAACAGUUUACUCAUACACCUAAAGGACACAAUACAAGAACGGUUUGUUCUAAAGACUACAUCAAGCAUGUCACAGGAGAAAAUAAGUUUUGUCCCUAGUCAACCAGCUGCUAUUUCCUUUACUAAUGAUGAUGAUAAUGAUUCUCUGUCCAGAAAGAGUCCUGAUAUCAAACACAGUAACUUAGCUAAAUUUUCCAAAACCAAGAAGUCUUGGCUUUAA